Eurypyga helias (sunbittern) is the source of this 756-nucleotide messenger RNA. RefSeq names its product cysteine and glycine-rich protein 1 (gene CSRP1). Gene Ontology annotation, cellular component: nucleus; Z disc; cytoplasm. Gene Ontology annotation, molecular function: structural constituent of muscle; actinin binding. NCBI's taxonomy places the organism in Eukaryota, Metazoa, Chordata, Aves, Eurypygiformes, Eurypygidae. Gene Ontology annotation, biological process: sarcomere organization; muscle tissue development. The transcript has 5 exons. The record is from RefSeq and is a predicted model, not a curated record. The coding region runs from base 2 to 580 and encodes 192 amino acids.
GAUGCCAAACUGGGGAGGAGGAAAGAAAUGUGGCGUCUGCCAGAAGGCAGUGUACUUCGCCGAGGAGGUGCAGUGUGAAGGCAGCAGCUUCCACAAGUCGUGCUUCUUGUGCAUGGUCUGUAAGAAGAACUUGGACAGCACCACUGUUGCUGUGCAUGGUGAGGAGAUCUACUGCAAGUCCUGCUAUGGCAAGAAGUACGGCCCCAAGGGCUAUGGGUAUGGGCAGGGAGCCGGGACCCUCAGCACUGACAAGGGCGAGUCUCUGGGAAUCAAAUAUGAAGAGGGCCAGCCCCACCGACCCACCAACCCUAAUGCAUCCAGAAUGGCCCAGAAAGUCGGGGGUGCUGAUGGGUGCCCUCGCUGUGGCCAAGCAGUGUAUGCAGCCGAGAAGGUGAUUGGAGCCGGAAAGUCCUGGCACAAGUCCUGCUUCCGCUGUGCCAAGUGUGGCAAAAGCCUGGAGUCCACCACCCUGGCAGACAAGGAUGGGGAGAUCUACUGCAAAGGUUGCUACGCCAAGAACUUUGGUCCCAAGGGCUUUGGCUUUGGGCAAGGCGCUGGGGCACUCGUCCACUCACAGUGAGGCACCAGGAGCUGGGCUGUCUGCUGGCUCAGGGCUUGUCCAUACCAGCCUGUGCUGCCCACCCUUCCCGCACCCUCAGCGAGGGUCCUCACCAUCAGUAACCACCCGCUGCUUCACAGCAGGAGCCCCUUCCUCCCUGCCCUGACCUGGCGCACCCCAAAGCUGUGGGAUUCCCA